AUGCAGUUGGUGGAAGUGGCACCAGAGGUAGUGUGUUUUCCCACUCAUUGCAGACUACAGGAUCUUCCGUACGAUGUGCUUAUGUUGUGUGCAGAAUACACACCGGUGCGGGAUGUGCUGCUACUUGGUACACUCAACCGUUUUCUUUAUGACUUCACUCGACCUGACAACGUGGCGCUGUGGGCACACUUCACAGAAAGAGUGUACUUGUUACAUCCGCCUGGCCUGAGGACUAUGCUGUUCAACAGCUCCCUGCUUAAAAUGUAUAUGGCUGCUUACUCUAUACCCCUUUCGAACUUUGAAUCAUGGGGUGGAUUGAGCCUCAACGACACUGGUGAUGACAAUGAAAAUGAUGCCACCGAGAGGGAAGGCAGUCAGGCGAUUGGGACUGAUCACCAUCAGCAUCCACCAUGCUCAUCUGAGCGAGCUAAGAUAAAUAUUUCUCAUUCGGAGCUGACACAAUGGGUAAUGGACCACUUCGAGGAAGUUCUUUUGGAUCUGCGGAUGUUUUGUGACAUUAUCAAGGGUAGGCAGCCACGAUUUGCCCUCACCGGACUUCUACUGGCCCUGCAGGCAGUGAAAAGGCGCAUGUGGUGCACGGAGGUGGCGGAUCUGGAAAGUGUACGGGACCUUCUGCGUUCGACGAUUGUGGAUGAGGAACACGAUCCAGGCUGGUCCGUUCUUCGCACCAUCGUUGGGCGAGGUCGGACGAUGCCACGGCGGUUUCAAAUGCCGGUUUCGGUCUGCAUGCAUUCCGACGACCUCGCGGAAAUGAGAGCACGGCGUCAAAUGGCCAAAAGGAGGUGGAAGCAAUGCGCCGCCGUGGCCCGUGAGUAUCUAAAAUUGCGAGAAGUUCUUCGUGUUGUGCUGGCCGUGUCAGAGGUUUCAGACCACCCCAAUGCUCAACAAAGGUAUGAUAGUGUGUGGUCGGCCCUUCGCGGCACCACCGCAAUGCUUAAAGCGGAGAAGGAAUCACAGCAGAGUCAGUCAGCUGACUUGGAGGAGGUAGGAGCAGCGAUUCCCAUGGGAGCCUGCGGUGAUGAUUUGCUGCAGCAAAUCCGUGACUUAAGUAAAGUGACGGUGGGAGGCGUUGUAAGCUACUUUUUUGGAUAUGUCGUCGGGAAGGCACAGCGGAGGGCCUUCUUGUCGGCGCUGUUUAGCAUGCAACACCUGGCGGGCGCCGAGGGAUACGACAGUGUGCCGUUUUGGUGA
Molecule: messenger RNA, 1212 nt
Organism: Trypanosoma rangeli
Lineage: Eukaryota; Euglenozoa; Kinetoplastea; Trypanosomatida; Trypanosomatidae
Exons: 1
Coding region: 1-1212 (403 amino acids)
Molecular function (GO): protein binding
Source: RefSeq, a predicted model, not a curated record